Molecule: messenger RNA, 636 nt
Organism: Tetrahymena thermophila SB210
Lineage: Eukaryota; Ciliophora; Oligohymenophorea; Hymenostomatida; Tetrahymenidae
Product: resolvase helix turn-helix protein
Exons: 4
Biological process (GO): DNA recombination
Molecular function (GO): DNA binding; DNA strand exchange activity
Source: RefSeq, a predicted model, not a curated record
AUGAACGAUAGAGAUAACAACAAUUUAAAGUACACAGAUUGGAGAGCAUCUAUUAAAGGGUUGAUUAACGAAUAAAAAAACAGUGUUAGACUAGAAAUAAUUAGACUUAAAUAAUAAGGAAACACAGUAUCAUAACUAGUAAAAAAGUUUAAUAUAUCAAAACCAUAAUUGUAUAGAAUAUUAGAAAACCCAUGUUUAAAAAGUAUGAAAAAGUUGAAUUAAUUUGUAUCAUUUAUCUUGGUUUACUUUAUAAAAAAUAAAGAAAGAGGCAGGAAAACAAUCAUAAAAGAAGAUAAGAGACGUGAUCUGCUUCAGUAAUUAAUUACAGAAAAUGGCAAUUAAUUUCCACAAAGAAAGAAAAAUUUUGUGAAAUUUCUAAAAGAGAAGCAACAAAUAUAGGAAAUUCCACAAAUAACAAACCAUGUUAAAUAUCCUGAAUAUGAUAGAUUUAGAGCACUCUAUGACUAAAUAAAAGACCAGUAUAAAAGUCGACAGGACAUUCAUUCCCUUUAAAUCCAUGAAAAUACACAAGAAGACUCAAAUAAAUAAAGCACUAUUUAUGAUUGUGACUCGAUGUAUUUGAAUCUUUCGAUUUGUGAAUAUUAAGAACAGUAAGAUUAGUUUUUUAAUGAAUGA